CCUCCUUCAUGGGUGCAACCCUAAAUGGUGAGUUGUGACAUGUUGGAGGGGUGGGGGCAGAGCUGAUUGCAUAAUGUACCGAUAAGUGUGGAGUCUUCUUGACAUUUGGUCUAUUAGCUGUUUUGGAGUUCGUCCUCAGUGCAGGUCAACAGUGCAGAAACAGCUGGUGCAAACAUGGCUGCCUUCCUUCACCAUUGCCCCUUCUUCAAGUCUGCCACCAAGCCAUCUUUGAGAAGAUCAGGACCCUCCUUGCUGUCACUGGCCAAUCAGUGUCCCAUCAUUGCACGUCAGAUCAGCGUCUCUGGCUUGGCAUCGCUGGAGGCCAAGCUGAGCGCAUUCUAUUCCAGCCCUGACUGUCGCCAGCGUACCACCUUGGCGCAAAGGAGGAUGUUUGCUCAAACGGCUCCUCAGGUGGCCGAGUCUACAUCAAAGGCUUGCCCUUUUGUCACCUCUCGCAUCGGGAUGGUUCGAGCCAGACCUGAAGUGCAGGAGGAUGUCCAAGAGGGCAUGAUGAUCUCGCUGUUGAAAGAUUUAAAGGAGGCUAUUCUCCCGAAACCAUCUCAAAUCAGUACCAUCAGUCACCUCCUCAAAGACAACAUGGCUGGGCCCAGCUAUGAUUAUGACCACUUCUUCUCUGAGAAGAUCGCUGAGAAGAAGAAGGACCACACUUAUCGAGUCUUCAAGACAGUCAACCGUAGCGCCGGUUCAUUUCCUUUGGCUGAGGAUUACUCUGUGUCAGACCGCGAUAGGUCCCAAGUCUCUGUGUGGUGCAGCAACGACUACUUGGGCAUGAGUCGGCACCCACAGGUUAUUAGCACCAUCAGUGAGGCCCUGAGCAGGCACGGUGCAGGAGCAGGAGGCACCAGAAACAUCUCAGGUACUAGUAACUUCCACGUGUCUCUGGAGAAGGAGUUGGCUGAGCUGCAUCAGAAGGACGGUGCUCUUGUCUUCUCUUCCUGUUUCGUGGCAAACGACUCCACACUCUUCACUUUGGCCAGGAUUCUACCAGGCUGUGAGAUUUACUCUGAUGCCGGGAACCACGCCUCAAUGAUUCAGGGCAUCAGGAACAGUGGAGCCAAGCGCUUCAUCUUUCGCCACAACGACAGCCAACACCUGGAGGAGCUACUGAAACGCUCUGACCCGAAGGCGCCCAAAAUAGUGGCAUUCGAGACGGUGCAUUCAAUGGACGGUGCCAUAUGUCCUUUAGAGGAGCUGUGUGACGUUGCUCACCUUUAUGGAGCUCUGACGUUUGUUGAUGAGGUCCACGCUGUUGGCCUGUAUGGAGCCCAUGGAGCUGGAGUGGGAGAGAGGGACAAUGUUAUGCACAAGAUAGACAUUGUGUCUGGGACCCUGGGGAAGGCCUACGGCUGUGUGGGUGGCUACAUCGCCAGCAGCGCCGCCCUGGUGGACACAGUGCGCUCCUACGCGGCCGGCUUCAUCUUCACCACCGCCCUGCCACCGAUGGUCCUGGCCGGAGCCCUGGAGUCCGUGCGUGUCCUGAAGGGCCCCGAGGGACGGUCCCUGCGCAGAGCACACCAGAGAAACGUCAAACACAUGAGGCAGCUUCUCCUGGACAAGGGCCUGCCUGUGGUCCGCUGUCCCAGCCACAUCAUCCCCAUACAGGUGGGUAAUGCUGAGCUGAACACCAAGGUGUGCGACACCAUGCUGGAGAGACACAACAUAUACGUCCAGGCCAUCAACUACCCUACAGUGCCUCGUGGCGAGGAGCUGCUGCGCCUGGCCCCGUCUCCUCAUCACCACCCCGCCAUGAUGGAGUACUUUGUGGGUGAGUGGCUGUUUCAGAGAAACUGGUGGACGUGUGGCAGGAGGUGGGACUCAAGCUUAACAACUCUGCUGCUGCUUCCUGCACCUUCUGUGACCGCCCACUGCACUUUGACCUCAUGAGUGAAUGGGAGAAGUCCUACUUUGGCAACAUGGAGCCCCAAUACAUAACUGUGUCUGCAUAGAGAACACAGAAUCUCAUCUACAACAUAUAUUUUUAAUUAUGUCUAGCUUGCAUUAACACAAUCACCUCUUGCUUUCUGUGUGAUAAAGAAAAUACAUUUCGAUGUACCUCAUAUCAAUAUAAAGAAUUGGAUUGUAUAAAUGCCAGGUAAUGUGUAUUUGCCGCUCUAGUUUUAAAGUGUAAAUCCUGCACAAUAGGCACUUUCUUAUCUAGAUAUGUUUGUUUGACUUAAAAAAAUAUAUGUGAAUUAACCAAUUUGGCCUUCAAAUUGAGAAAAAAAUGUCACACAUUGACAAGAAGGUUUAUAAUGUAUGCAUUUGUGAUUAUAAAUAUGAUAAUAAAAUAUUGAAUACAUUGAGACUGGCAACAAAUAUUCAGCUGUAUAGCUAUUUUAGAUUCUGAUACUUCAAAUUGUUGUAGGAAAAUUAGAUAAAUACUAAUAAAUACUUAUCUUAACCAAAAAAAUAGCUUAGGGCUAAUAUUUAUCACAAACAUUGUAUUUCAUGUUUUCUCCAAUUAUUAUACAAUACUGUGAAGUGUUUUAAAUUGUAUUGAUUGUAAUACUAAUUGUAACUAAACAAAUAGAUUAGGUUAGUAUUCAUUUCAAAUGUAUUUCAUGUUAUCAAAACGUGUAUGAAACAAUCUGAAGUAUCAAGAUCUAAAAUAACUAAGUGUAUAAUUGUGUUAAAAUAUUGUAUAUGUUGUAUGUGCCCAGGCACAGUUCUUUUCAUGUUGCUUGAACAAAGUACAGUUACAACAUGA
This is a messenger RNA of Nerophis ophidion (straightnose pipefish), 2728 nucleotides long. RefSeq names its product aminolevulinate, delta-, synthase 2 (gene alas2). NCBI's taxonomy places the organism in Eukaryota, Metazoa, Chordata, Actinopteri, Syngnathiformes, Syngnathidae. The transcript has 10 exons. Gene Ontology annotation, biological process: heme biosynthetic process; erythrocyte development; hemoglobin biosynthetic process. The coding region runs from base 175 to 1905 and encodes 576 amino acids. Gene Ontology annotation, molecular function: pyridoxal phosphate binding; 5-aminolevulinate synthase activity. Gene Ontology annotation, cellular component: mitochondrial matrix; mitochondrion. The record is from RefSeq and is a predicted model, not a curated record.